AUGUUCGCCGUCGCGCGCCACAUCCCACCGGUGCGCACUGUUUCGUCUCGCCAAACUCGCGCCGACGCCACCGGAUCCCGUCGUGUCCGAUCCGACGCCCACGGGAACGCCACGUGUGCGCUGAGCCGGGCGGGUGACGAUGAGGGCCGCGUCGUCGGCGCCGGGGCCAGGGCGGCGUCCGCGCUCCUUUCUGCCGCGUUCGCCGCCAACAGCGUGUUACAGCCCGGCAUCGCGUUCGCGUUCGGCUCGGAGAUUGCGCUCAGCGACGUCAAGUACGAACCAACGGAGUGCCCCGCGAACCAGUACAUGCCCAACAAGAAGAACACCGUGUGCCUCAAGUUCACAGCCACGGCGGAUAACAGCCAGAGGCGGAACGUGGAGGCGGCGAACAUCUUCGGGUUCAUCGACGAUCAGCAGAACAACAGCGCCGCGACGGUGAAUCCGACGGGAGGAAGCAGGACGGUGCUCUCGGGGCUCGACGCGCCCAUCCCGGCGGGUAGGUCCCAGGUAUCCUUCAUAGUCACGGUGUUUAAAGAUUCGCUGGACCUGGGUCCCUUAAAACUGCGGGGUUUCAAGGCGGAGCCGAGCCUGAGCGACGUGGAGAAGAGGUUCAAGCCCUUCGACGAGUGCGAGAUGGACCCGGAGACGCCAGGGUGCGCGGGGUCGUUCUGAGGGUUCGGCGCGACGUGCGAAACCGCUUGGUCGUCCAUUUAUAAAAUAUCGCAAUGUUCACUGUU
This is a messenger RNA of Micromonas commoda, 737 nucleotides long. RefSeq lists its product with no specific name. Lineage: Eukaryota; Viridiplantae; Chlorophyta; Mamiellophyceae; Mamiellales; Mamiellaceae. The record is from RefSeq and is a predicted model, not a curated record. Bases 1 to 672 code for a protein of 223 amino acids. The transcript has a single exon.